ACGUAUCAGGGUAUUGAGGGGAUCUGUCGUGCCUUCGGAGACUUUGGAGUCGUAGCGUAGAAAUAACACGUGUUGAGGCUUUCGUCAAUUUGUUUGUUUUUUUUUAUUCACUUGGCAGUGAUUUCUCUAGGAAACCCGACAAUGAGGAUUCUUGAGCUGUACAGCGGUAUCGGGGGCAUGCACUACGCCUUAAAAGAAAGUGGAGUUGAUGGGGAAAUCGUUGCAGCAAUAGACAUAAACCCAGUAGCAAACGAAGUCUAUCACCAUAAUUUCCCUUCAGACAAAAUACUGAAUAAGAAUCUCGAGUCCGUGACUUUCGACGAGCUCAGGACCCUGAAUGUAGAGGGUAUCCUCAUGAGCCCGCCCUGCCAGCCCUUCACAAGACUCGGGCUGCAGAGAGACAAGGCUGAUCCCAGGACGUGUUCCUUCUUCCAAGUACUGAAAAUAAUAAAACAACUCGAGACCCUUAAAGUUAUUUUACUCGAGAACGUCGUGGGCUUCGAGAAAUCAGAAACUCGAGACUCCCUGAUCGACGCCAUUGAAGGAAAGUUCAACUACAAAGAAUUCCUCUUAAGCCCUUGUCAAUUCGGAAUUCUGAACACCAGAAGAAGAUACUACUUGAUAGCUAGAAGAAAAGACCUGGAUUUUUGCUUCGACGAUCCGUCAUUGGUUUACUCAAUUCCUGAAGAGUGCAGUCACAUGCUCUCGCCCUCGAGGAAGUCGAAUCCUUCGAGGAUUGAGGAUAUCUUGGAGGACAAUGCAGAAGAGACUCGUGAGAAUGAAAGGCAGAGGUACUUCUUGAGUGAAGAGACAGUGCAAAAACGUCUGAACGUCCUGGACGUGAGGAGUCCUGACUCCACAGGCUCCUGCUGCUUCACGAAAGCUUACUUCAGGUAUGCAGAGGGUACAGGAUCUGUUUAUUCCCCCCUGGCACAGGACGAAGUUAGAGACAAAAUUAAUUGUAUUAGAAAUAAUGGAGAUCCUGAAGAGCGUUUGGAAUUGAUGAGGAGCUUGAAGCUGAGGUACUUCACCCCCAGAGAAGUCUCUAGAUUAAUGUCAUUCCCUGAAGACUUCAGCUUUCCCAAUUCUAUUACUGAUAAACAAAAAUACAGACUGUUGGGAAAUUCAAUAAAUGUACACGUCGUUAGCCUGUUGAUUCAGGUUUUAAUGAGUGGAAUCAAUACAUGAAAAAUGA
This is a messenger RNA of Diachasmimorpha longicaudata, 1195 nucleotides long. RefSeq names its product tRNA (cytosine(38)-C(5))-methyltransferase (gene Mt2). The transcript is spliced from 2 exons. NCBI's taxonomy places the organism in Eukaryota, Metazoa, Arthropoda, Insecta, Hymenoptera, Braconidae. The record is from RefSeq and is a predicted model, not a curated record. Gene Ontology annotation, molecular function: methyltransferase activity. Gene Ontology annotation, cellular component: nucleus. Bases 142 to 1188 code for a protein of 348 amino acids.